AAACCUCUCGGGUAAAACGUAAAUCUGAACGUUGAUUACUGAUUUUCUACACCUCAAACUGGCAACCUACAUGUUGUUCAAGGGGAGGAGCUAAUUCACACUCCGCAGUAGUUUCUGGAAGGAACCUCAUGCUUGCACCAUGGAGAAAGUUUCAGCAUUGAAAGACCAGGGCAACAAGGCGCUGAGCGCAGGAAAUAUUGAUGAGGCUGUACGUUGCUACACCGAAGCUUUGGCCCUUGACGGUUCGAACCAUGUCCUGUUCAGUAACCGCUCAGCUGCCUACGCCAAGAAAGGCAACUAUGAGAAUGCUCUCCAGGAUGCCUGUCAGACCAUCAAGAUCAAGCCUGACUGGGGCAAGGGCUACUCCCGCAAAGCUGCAGCAUUGGAAUUUCUUGGCCGAUUGGAGGAUGCUAAAACAACUUACCAUGAGGGACUCCGGCAAGAGCCAAGUAAUCAGCAGCUAAAGGAGGGUUUACAGAACAUUGAGGCCCGGCUUGCAGAGAAAUCAAUGAUGAACCCCUUCGCCCAGCCCAACUUGUAUCAGAAGCUGGAGAGUGAUUCUCGGACCAGUGCGCUACUGUCAGAUCCCAGCUACAGAGAACUCCUGGAGCAGCUCAGGAACAAACCAUCGGAGCUUGGCACGAAACUGCAGGAUCCCAGAGUGAUGACCACUCUCUCUGUGCUGCUGGGACUGAACCUCUCUGAGAUGGAAGAAGAGGAGAACCCUACUCCCCCUCCUCCCCCCAAACCCAAAGAGACUCAGCCACCUCCUCCCAAAGAGGAAGACCUUCCCGAAAACAAGAGAAACGCCUUGAAGGAAAAAGAACUUGGGAAUACUGCAUAUAAGAAUAAGGACUUUGAUGUGGCGCUGAAACAUUAUGAAGAAGCAAUCAAACAUGACCCCACCAACAUGACCUAUAUAUCUAAUCAAGCAGCUGUGUACUUUGAAAAGGGAAAUAUGGAGAAGUGCCGAGAGCUGUGUGAGAAGGCCAUUGAUGUUGGCCGAGAAAACCGGGAAGACUACAGACAAAUAGCAAAGGCCUUGGCUAGGAUUGGAAACUCCUACUUCAAGCAGGAAAAAUACAAAGAAGCAGUUCAGUAUUUCAACAAGAGUUUGACGGAGCAUCGUACUCCCGACGUCUUGAAGAAGUGUCAACAGGCAGAGAAGAUAUUGAAGGAGCAGGAGAAACUAGCCUACAUCAACCCUGACUUAGCCCUGGAAGAGAAGAACAAGGGCAACGACGCCUUCCAGAAAGGAGACUACCCCUUAGCCAUGAAACACUACUCCGAGGCCAUUAAGAGAAACCCCAAGGAUGCCAAACUCUUCAGUAACAGAGCGGCCUGCUACACAAAGCUGUUGGAGUUUCCACUUGCCGUGAAGGAUUGUGAAUUGUGCAUCCAACUUGAGCCCACCUUCAUAAAAGGCUACACGCGUAAAGCAGCUGCCUUGGAGGCAAUGAAAGACUAUUCAAAAGCUAUGGAUGUGUAUCAGAAGGCUCUGGAGCUUGACUCUUCCUCAAAGGAAGCCACAGAAGGCUUACAGCGCUGCAUGAUCAAUCAGACCACGAGGAAUGACAGUCCUGAGGAAGUGAAGAAAAGGGCCAUGUGCGAUCCCGAGGUGCAGCAGAUUAUGAGUGACCCAGCAAUGCGCAUGAUCCUUGAGCAAAUGCAGAAAGACCCUCAGGCGCUUAGCGACCACUUAAAGAAUCCAGUCAUUGCUCAGAAGAUUCAGAAACUCAUUGAUAUCGGACUGAUAGCCAUUCGUUGAUGAGAACCAAGAGACUCAAAGACAACAGUGGAACAGCGUGCAAAUCCCUCCAAAAUAUUACAUCCUCCUUUCUUGCCUUCAAUUUCGAAAUGAUGUUGUCUUUAGUCUCCCUGAGACUUGUGUGUGUUAUGUUUUUAAAAAAAAUCAGUUUCAGAACUUUUUCAUUGAAUUUAAGAAAGCAUCUUGUAUGUCAUCUGGAAAAGUUUAGGACACCAGAAAACAUAAAAAAAAAAAAAAAAACUGGAUUCAUGUGUAAAGAUGCUCAAAUACAUCUUAUAAUAAACAGCACAAUUCAGUGCACAAGUAUGUGCAGUGUUUAAAGGGGAAAUCCACCCUAAAGCAGAUCACAUAUUCCUAUUGGUUUAUGUUUUAAGGAAAUAAAACAAAAAAAUAGAAGCAUUUGUAAACUCAAAAUAAAGAAUAUAAUAUAGAUCACAAA
This is a messenger RNA of Perca fluviatilis (European perch), 2207 nucleotides long. It is a transcript of the gene stip1, whose product is annotated as stress-induced phosphoprotein 1. Gene Ontology annotation, molecular function: Hsp90 protein binding. The transcript has 14 exons. The coding region runs from base 140 to 1768 and encodes 542 amino acids. NCBI's taxonomy places the organism in Eukaryota, Metazoa, Chordata, Actinopteri, Perciformes, Percidae. The record is from RefSeq and is a predicted model, not a curated record.